AUGUCGCCUCCUCAUUGUUGUGGUUUUUGCAAGACACCCACCGACAAACGCUGUACUGGAUGUUUGCUGUACUUUUACUGUUCGAAGAAAUGUCAAAAGGCUGAUUGGAGGAGGCACCUGUUCGACUGCAAACCAAAGGACGAGAUCACGGCGGCGGACUGCCUAUACAAAGCUUGCAUCCUGACUGAUAGUACGCCAGUGUACUCCCUCGAUGCGGAGACACGACAAUCCUAUGGCCUCUCACGGGUAGGAGUCGACAACGAGAACAAGAUGCUCCAACUUUAUUUUUAUAUAUUGGAUCCCGAUCACCUCGCUGUGAAGCCGCAAAUUCUUCAGAAAUGGAUGGCAGAUGGGAAGCUGGCUCAAGAAAUUAUAUCUCUGUUCGAGACACGGAUGGACGAAGCCACUCGACCAAAAUCGUACUUAUGGUUUUUGGAGAAUCACCAUUGGAUCUUCGACGGAAAUGCACUUGCCCCUAGAGCAGAGUCAAAAUUCUUAUUCAACACUGUUUUUCAAGUUGGCUGGCGGUAUAGUGGUGGAUCCGGUAACCCUCGCUCGGCACUGGACGUCAUCCACUUAUGUGAAUCCGAAUCCUGGCCCGGUCACAGGAUCGAAUGUUUGCAGUUUUGCGGUCAGACUUUCUGUGGCUUUCACACAGGUCCCUGGCAAAAGCUAUGGGUCACACUGGGAUUUUGCACCGUAACCAAACGCAGCCGGUACACAGAUGAUUUGCUAUUCAUAUUAUACUCGCAACUACUUCGAGAGUGCACUUUCCAAGAGUUUGUAACCGCCUACGAAUCAUCCAUGCUAGAGAAAUUAUUGGAAAAGUAUGGAUUAGGUCUUCAGCUGCCGGAUUCUCCGUUCACAGAACUGAGUGAAUUCCUGUCCAGUUCACCUAACAUUCCGUCCAGUUGGUGGCUUAAACAUUGGACGACGAUGGGUGGGAGCGUUACGAAGGAGUCUUAUUACGACUAUGGUUUCUGGAAUUGUCGAUCUUUUCAAGACGCCCACGAUUUGAGUGAUGUAUAUGCAAGAUACUUUCGAUCGGAGGACGCCAAUCCACUGCUGCUGCAUCAAGCUCGCUUGGACGGAAGGAUUUUCGACCAUAUCAGCUCCACGAUACUACUUCCGAACAAGAAAAAGUACCGAAAGCUAAUGAAGAAGACACCUCUCAACAGCCCUGAUCCUGCCACACGGGAGUGGAUUCGAACAUGCGAAUAUAGGUGGAACGUGACGAUUCCAAUGGAAGUGGAACGAAAUAGAACUGAGGCGAGAAGAAAAUUUUUGUUGGAUCGUUCUAUUGAAGUUUUUGAAGCAGAAGCAAAUGGAGCUGUAGAUUAUAAGCAACGAUUUGUGAACCUGGGCCAUCUGGAUACUGAAGGUGCUUGA
Psilocybe cubensis is the source of this 1389-nucleotide messenger RNA. RefSeq lists its product as uncharacterized. Lineage: Eukaryota; Fungi; Basidiomycota; Agaricomycetes; Agaricales; Agrocybaceae. The transcript has a single exon. The record is from RefSeq and is a predicted model, not a curated record. Bases 1 to 1389 code for a protein of 462 amino acids.